GAAAUACGAUCUCGCCCCUGGAAAUCUAAACUCGGACACGGAAUGGCGCUGUCAAUUGGUCCCAGACGCACCCAAGUGGAGUCCAGAGUCUGGUUACCUGGCUAGUCGAUGCGGCACGGUAACGUUGACAUCAACCUUAACUUAUCUUCGCAACUUUUUCAACUUCGCGAUAAUUUCAUUUUGCUUCACUCGUUUUGAGCAAACGUCUUUCGUUUUUCAUCUCUGGAGAGGGUCAAUACUCGUUCAUUCGCUGAAUACAUAAUCAAUAAUAUACGCGCGAUGAAUCUGUUUCUCCUCCCAGCGCUCCUCGCGACCAGCGUCUUCGCUGCUCCGUACCUCGUUCCUACUUAUGUCGUGCUGUCAGUCUACACAGAGGAGGGCUUCACAGAUUUAUUGACUACGGUCCCCGAAUCGCGUUACACCUACACCGAAGCCGUUGUGCCCGCGACUCCAGUCUUAGCCAUCACCACAAUCACCACACCCGCGGAAUAUACACACGUAACGAUCCUCGACAUCGUGGUCCCGUCCGGUAGUCCAGUAUCCGAGACCUACGACUCCAGCUACAUCGAAACAAGCUUUGUGGUUCCAGUCACGUAUACCCCCGACGCAACCUGCACGAGUCAAAACUGGACCUUCACAACAAACGUACCAGUCUACGUCCCGGACAUCGUCUCAUUGUCUCCCGUCACAACCUCUCUCUCCGCGACCACAUAUUCGUACGAACAUUACAACCCGACGCCGACUACGAACUUGAUAGCAGUGUUAAAUCCCACGGAUGUCAACGCGGAUGAUCUCGCGUCUGCGAGCUCGGAAUACGCGCCAUAUGGAAUGAGCUAUUGCUACACGCCAACCACGUACUGUCCUACAGCUUCGGCAGCGACGUGCACUACGACGUUUGUAUACGAUGAUUCGAGCUCGGGGUACUAUAAUGGAGAUGAGCCAUUUGAGGACGACGACAAUAGCUGGCUGACACCGCUCAUCUUGAUCUGUGUCUUGGUACCAGUCGGUUGGUUCUUGAUCUGGCUGUUAAUCGGGCUGUGGGAGAGUUGGAUGUCAUUUAAAGGAUUGAUGCUAGGACAGCAUCGGAAGCGAGGAUUGCCGUAUGCGUGGUGUUGUAUUAGCGUUAUAUUCUUGUGCUGGGUGGGCCCGACGUAUAAGGCGAAGGGUGCGGAGGAGCAGGCGGAGUUGGCGGAGAAGUGGAAGGCGAUGGGGAAGAGGGAGAAGUUUAAGUUGUGGAUGAAGUGGGGGUUUAGGUGGAAGUAUCCGGAUAUGAUUGGGGAGGAGCCGGAGUAUGCGAAGAGGGCUUUUAGACAGGGUUGUUUGUGAUACUGUACGUACAAUACUUAAUAGUUAAUUUAAUCGAUCAAGACUG
Mollisia scopiformis is the source of this 1372-nucleotide messenger RNA. RefSeq lists its product as uncharacterized. The coding region runs from base 280 to 1326 and encodes 348 amino acids. The record is from RefSeq and is a predicted model, not a curated record. Lineage: Eukaryota; Fungi; Ascomycota; Leotiomycetes; Helotiales; Mollisiaceae. The transcript has a single exon.